Molecule: messenger RNA, 363 nt
Organism: Auanema sp. JU1783
Lineage: Eukaryota; Metazoa; Nematoda; Chromadorea; Rhabditida; Rhabditidae
Source: the annotation of a GenBank genome assembly
AUGAGCAUCAGGGAUCAGGGAAAGUCGACGCAGUCUGCUCAGUUUUUAGCCAAUCAGCGGAGAAUUACUGUUGGCAUCAUUUACUACGGAGCUGUCGAGUUAGUCGGGGUGGGUGUUCCUGUUGUGAUUCUCGCUGCUUGCUCCUUUCUCCAUAUUGGAAAUUACAUCGUCGCCCACUUUUUUAUGUUCAUAUUAUGCAUUUAUCCAAUAUCUGGUCCUUACUAUAUAUUGAUGUCAAACCCAGACUACAACAAGAGAGUGAACGAGAUCAGGGAGAAUUUCUGCUCUGAUCUCUGUUCCUCACGUUGCAAUCAAAAGGUGACGUCAGUUUCUCGUGUUCUGUUUGGAAGUAGAACUUCGUAG